Empidonax traillii (willow flycatcher) is the source of this 2013-nucleotide messenger RNA. RefSeq names its product short transient receptor potential channel 3. The record is from RefSeq and is a predicted model, not a curated record. The annotation marks the transcript as partial. NCBI's taxonomy places the organism in Eukaryota, Metazoa, Chordata, Aves, Passeriformes, Tyrannidae. Gene Ontology annotation, biological process: regulation of cytosolic calcium ion concentration; manganese ion transport; calcium ion transmembrane transport. Gene Ontology annotation, cellular component: cation channel complex; membrane. The transcript has 9 exons. Gene Ontology annotation, molecular function: store-operated calcium channel activity; inositol 1,4,5 trisphosphate binding.
UUUGUGGCCCAUCCAAACUGUCAGCAACAGCUCCUGACUAUCUGGUAUGAAAACCUCUCAGGAUUACGGGAGCAGACCAUUGCUAUCAAGUGUCUGGUGGUGCUGGUGGUGGCACUGGGCCUUCCAUUUCUGGCCAUUGGUUAUUGGAUUGCACCAUGUAGCAGGCUUGGAAGAAUUCUUCGAAGCCCAUUUAUGAAAUUUGUGGCACAUGCAGCAUCCUUCAUUAUUUUCCUAGGCCUGCUGGUGUUCAAUGCUUCAGACAGAUUUGAGGGUAUAUCAACACUACCCAAUGUCACUGUUACUGAUUACCCCAAGCAGAUCUUUAGGGUGAAGACCACCCAGUUCACCUGGACAGAAAUGCUGAUCAUGGUAUGGGUACUUGGUAUGAUGUGGUCAGAAUGCAAAGAGCUGUGGCUGGAAGGACCCAGGGAGUACAUCCUGCAGCUGUGGAACGUUUUGGAUUUCGGGAUGCUGUCCAUUUUCAUCGCCGCUUUCACGGCGAGGCUUCUGGCAUUCCUGCAGGCCACAAAAGCACAACAGUAUGUGGACAACUACAUCGAGGAGAAUGACCUCUCUGAGGUCACCCUGCCUCCAGAAAUAGAGUAUUUCACUUAUGCCAGAGAUAAAUGGCUGCCAUCUGAUCCUCAGAUAAUAUCUGAAGGCCUUUAUGCCAUUGCUGUGGUCCUGAGCUUCUCUCGGAUCGCCUAUAUCCUGCCUGCAAACGAGAGCUUUGGGCCCCUGCAGAUCUCACUGGGAAGGACUGUUAAGGACAUCUUCAAGUUUAUGGUCCUCUUUAUUAUGGUGUUCCUUGCAUUCAUGAUUGGGAUGUUCAUACUGUAUUCCUACUACCUUGGAGCUAAGCUAAACCCAGCCUUUACGACAGUGGAAGAAAGUUUCAAGACCUUAUUUUGGUCCAUCUUUGGCUUGUCUGAAGUCACCUCUGUUGUCCUCAAAUACGACCACAAGUUCAUAGAGAACAUCGGUUACGUCCUUUAUGGCAUAUACAACGUGACGAUGGUGGUGGUGCUGCUCAACAUGCUCAUUGCUAUGAUCAACAGCUCCUAUCAAGAAAUUGAGGAUGACAGUGACGUGGAGUGGAAAUUUGCUCGUUCCAAACUUUGGCUGUCGUAUUUUGACGAUGGGAAAACGUUACCUCCACCCUUCAGUCUUGUACCAAGCCCCAAAUCUUUUUUCUAUUUCAUCAUGAGGAUCAUUAACUUCUCGAAGUGCAGGAGGAGAAGGCUACAGAAGGACAUUGAGAUGGGAAUGGGCAAUUCCAAAUCUAGGUUAAACCUCUUCACUCAGUCCAACUCCAGAGUUUUUGAAUCCCACAGUUUCAACAGCAUUCUCAAUCAGCCGACACGCUAUCAGCAAAUAAUGAAAAGACUGAUAAAACGUUACGUUCUGAAAGCACAAGUGGACAAAGAAAAUGAUGAAGUAAAUGAAGGUGAAUUAAAGGAAAUCAAGCAGGACAUCUCCAGCCUUCGUUACGAACUUUUGGAGGAUAAAUCCCAAGCAACAGAGGAGUUGGCAAUUCUAAUACAUAAACUCAGUGAGAAACUAAACCCUAAUAUGUUGAGAUGUGAAUGAUUCAACAAAGGAACCGUGGCUUUGACUACAGCACAACUAUUUAUUGGCAAUAAUAUUUCAGUAUCUUAUACUUGAAAAAAUGUAUUGUAGAUUUUUAGCACUAAAUAACUUUAUGUACAGCUUCUAUGGAAUUUAGUCUUAGGAAAUUUUAUUAACUCACCACAGAAGGAUUGCUCUCUUCAUUUUACUUGUCUAAAAGCAAGAACUGUCAUAACUUUUUUUUUUGUUUUUUUGCAUUUAUGCAUUCAAAAAAGGUAUAAUGGUAUCGAUUUGCUGGUAUUUUAACAGGUUUAUGAGUACAUACGGCGAAUUCUUUGCACUAAAUUUGCAAGAAAAAAAAUUAACAGAUGCAGCGUAAUACUCUGUUCCUUGCAGUGACCAGGUACAAGUAGGAAUUUUUCGUCAUACAAUAAACCAACUAGA